UAUAAAAUACCUUGGGGAUGCUCAGUCAGAUCACGGAGGAACCCGAACUUCUCAGGUGUACUGUCUGUCAACAAUCAAGAUGAGGGCCAUUGCAGUCAUCCUUGCUCUUGCAGUCGUUGCUGUCUGCCAGGCUCGCGUCCUGCCCCAGGAGCAGAUCCAGGCCAAAUGGGAGGAGACAGUGGACCGCUUCUGGGAGCAGGUGUCCGAGCUGAGCACCAAGGCUGACUUCAUGGUGGAGAACAUGAAGGCUUCCCAGCUGGGAAGAGAGCUCGACACCCUCAUCACCGACACCAUGGCCGAGCUGACCGUGUACCGCGAGGACCUGAAGACCAAGCUGGGCCCCUACGCCACCGACGCCACCGGCCAGCUGACCCAGGACCUGCAGCUGCUGGGCACCCGUCUGCAGGGCGACAUGACCGAGGCCAAGGAGCGCACCCUCACCUACCUGGAGGAGCUCAAGACCAUGGUGGAGCAGAACGGCAGCGACGUGCAGGGCCGCGUCAGCACCUACACCCGCAAGCUCAAGAAGCGCCUGGACAAGGACACCGAGAUGAUCCGCAACACCGUGGCCACCUACCUGGAGGAGGUGCAGUCCCGCGCCACCCAGAACGCCGACGCCGUGCGCGAGCAGCUGGAGCCCUACGUCAGCCAGGUGCGCGACGGCACCUCCGAGAAGCUGGGCGCCCUGUCCGAGGUGGUCAAGACCCAGACCAUGCAGCUGGGCUCCCAGCUGGAGGCCCAGGCCGGCAGCAUCAAGGAGCAGCUGGAGCAGACCGCCGCCGACCUGCGCACCACCCUCGAGGGCAAGAUCGACGAGCUGAGCGUGCUGGUGGAGCCCUUCGCCGCCAAGCUCCGCGAGCAGGUCCAGGCCGUGAUGGAGAAGAUCAAGGAGGCCAGCCCCCAGUAAGAAGUUAAGAAGGGGUUGACGCCGCCGGACUUCAGAGUAAGAGAGAGGGAGAGAGAGAACUUGAGCACAAAACACUGCUGCUGCCACUACCCACCACCACAAAUGGCAGUCAGGGUUGUUUGGGAGGGUUGAUGUUUUUUGUUUUUUUUUUCCGUUUUUCUUUCCCCUUCUUCAGUAUUGCUUCGGCUGUACGAAUGUUAUGAGAAGAGGGUAGGGAGAAGGCGAGGAACGUGGCUUUUUUUUGGGCUUGCUGAUGUUUUUUACAGGGCAUUUGCUGUCAUGUCUUAAACUGUUUUAACGACUAUAUGGCUCCAGCUGUUUCAGUAUUAUUAAUCUUCUGUCCCAGCACCACAAGUGCACAAGAUCCUUUUGUUUUUUUUUACUUUCUAACCCACAAAAAGAGGCAUUGUUUUACACCUGUGCUUGUGUGUGUGUAUGUGUGUGUGUGUGUCCACUCUCUACUUAAGGAGUUGCUUAUUUCACCAGUUUUUGGUCUGUUUUGGUCUGUUAAGUGUCAUCGGGUUUGCCCUUAUAGGGCGAUGAGAGGGCAUAGAAAUGAGUUUGCAACAUCCAACAUUUCAAUGCCAGCCUAUACCUCCAGAAGAGACAUUUAACUUCUUGUCUCUGGCUUUUGUUAGUGGGCUCAGAUGCUUUUGAGACAAUAUCCAUAUACUUGCACAAAAUGUGUUCAACCAAAAUGGUAGAGUAGACUGUGUUUGGUGUAUAUGUAUGUGUGCUGUAUGUGGUGUGUUUGUUUUUUGUGUGUGCAUAACACCUGUUUAGUGGAUUUCCUGUGUUGACACAGGGUUACACCAUGCAAGCCUGAGCUUUACUAAUAAAAGAUUUUAAACACACGAAA
This is a messenger RNA of Engraulis encrasicolus (European anchovy), 1766 nucleotides long. It is a transcript of the gene apoeb, whose product is annotated as apolipoprotein Eb. The record is from RefSeq and is a predicted model, not a curated record. The coding region runs from base 80 to 907 and encodes 275 amino acids. The transcript has 5 exons. Gene Ontology annotation, cellular component: extracellular region; intermediate-density lipoprotein particle. Lineage: Eukaryota; Metazoa; Chordata; Actinopteri; Clupeiformes; Engraulidae. Gene Ontology annotation, biological process: lipoprotein catabolic process; lipid transport; positive regulation of nitric-oxide synthase activity. Gene Ontology annotation, molecular function: lipid binding.